CGCCCGAUCGCUUCUGGUCCCUUCUUCCCUGUCCCGCCCAUUUCUCCGACGUUUCGGUGGCUCCCUCGGUCGCUGGGGCAGGUGGUUACCAAUAAAGUUUUACUGUUUCAGAGUCGGGCGGACGGGGCCGUGCCCAUUCUCCGUCCCCUUGCUCGUUGCCCGCAGUGCGUCUCGGCUACAGGUAACGAGCUUUAGGGCGUCAUGGCCAGGGGCCGCCGCGGCCGGGCGGGGAUGAGGCCGCCUUUCGCUGCUCGCGCGCUCCCGUGGCCCCUGGGCCCGCCGGCGUCCGCCUCAGCCUGAGCGCUGUCCCUCCGCGCCCAGGAACUCCUCGCGCCAGACCCCAUGGCCUCCGAGGCGCCGUCGCCUUCGUUGUCGCCGUCGCCGCCUCCCUCCCCCGAGCCUGAGCUGGCCCAGCUGAGGCGGAAGGUGGAGAAGUUAGAACGCGAGCUGCGGAGCUGCAAGCGGCAAGUGAGGGAGAUCGAGAAGCUGCUGCAUCACACGGAGCGGCUGUACCAGAGCGCCGAGAGCAACAACCAGGAGCUCCGCACCCAGGUAGAAGAGCUCAGUAAAAUACUCCAUUGUGGGAGAAACGAAGAUAAUAAAAAGUCUGAUGUAGAGGUACAAACAGAGAACCACCCUCCUUGGUCAAUCUCAGAUUAUUAUUAUCAGACAUACUACAAUGAUAGUAAUCUUCCAGAUAAAGCAUCUGAACCCUCAGUUCAGGAAGAUCAGGAUAUCGAAGCUUCUACUUUUAAUUCUAAAUACCAGACACCCAUAGAAAAUGAUGCUUAUGCUGGUACUGAUGUAACAGAAAGUGCUAAUUGUGGACAAGAGGACCAUUUUGCCUCAAAUUCACAGGAGCCAGCAUCUGCGUUAGCCACGGAAGAUACGUCCUUAGAAGGUUCAUCACUAGCUGAAAGCUUGAGAGCUGCAGCAGAAGCUGCUGUAUCACAGACUGGAUUUAGUUAUGAUGAGAAUACUGGAUUGUAUUUUGAUCACAGCACUGGAUUCUAUUAUGAUUCUGAAAAUCAACUAUAUUAUGAUCCUUCGACUGGAAUUUAUUAUUACUGUGAUGUGGAAAGUGGUCGAUAUCAAUUUCAUUCUCGAGUAGAUUUGCAACCUUAUCAGACUUCUGUUACAAAACAAAGUAAAGAUAAAAAAUUGAAGAAGAAAAGAAAAGAUCCAGAUUCUUCUACAACAAAUGAGGAAAAGAAUUUGAAUUCAGAAGAUCAAAAAACAUCCAGUAUUGAACAUAUAAGCUGCAGUGAGGGAGAAGAUUUUGCAAAUGUGAAAAAGAAGGCCAAAAUAGACAUGCAUUACAAAAAUAGUCCCCCCAAAUAUACAGUUAGUGCAAAGACUAUAGAAUCUCCUCUUAAUGAAAACAUGCAUAAUUCGACUUCAUUUAAAGAUGAGAAAAUCAUAGAGACUGAUAGUGAGCCUGAAGAAGGUGAAAUUACAGACUCUCAGACUGAGGACAGUUAUGAUGAAGACAUUUCCAGUGAAGACAAUGUAACUGAAGAAGACACUGAAGAGGAAGAUGAAGAAAAAAUUUGGCCCCCAUGUAUUAGAGUAAUUGUAAUUAGAUCACCUGUGUUGCAGACAGGAUCACUUUUUAUCAUUACAGCUGUAAAUCCUGCUACAAUUGGAAGAGAAAAAGAUAUGGAGCAUACUCUCCGAAUCCCUGAAGUUGGUGUCAGUAAGUUUCAUGCAGAAAUUUAUUUUGACCAUGACUUACAAAGUUAUGUCCUUGUGGAUCAAGGCAGUCAGAACGGUACAAUUGUUAAUGGAAAACAGAUUCUUCAGCCCAAAACUAAAUGUGACCCUUAUGUACUCGAGCAUGGAGAUGAAGUGAAAAUCGGAGAGACUGUGUUGUCCUUUCACAUUCACCCUGGCAGUGAUACCUGUGAUGGCUGUGAACCAGGGCAGGUUAGAGCUCACCUUCGUCUUGAUAAGAAAGAUGAACCUUUUGUUGGUCCAGCACUAAGUAAGGAAGAAAAAGAGUUGGAAAGGAGAAAAGAAUUAAAGAAAAUACGAGUAAAAUAUGGUUUGCAGAAUACAGACUACGAAGAUGAAAAGGCGUUAAAGAAUCCAAAGUAUAAAGAUAGAGCUGGAAAACGUAGGGAGCAGAUUGGAAGUGAAGGAACUUUCCAAAGAGAUGAUGCUCCUGCAUCUGUUCAUUCUGAAAUUACUGAUAGCAAUAAAGGUCGCAAGAUGUUGGAGAAGAUGGGUUGGAAAAAAGGAGAGGGCCUAGGGAAGGACGGUGGAGGAAUGAAAACUCCGAUCCAGCUUCAACUUCGGCGAACACAUGCAGGCUUGGGGACAGGCAAGCCAUCUUCGAUUGAAGAUAUUCACCUUCUCCAAAACAAGAGCAAAAAGAACUGGGAGAAAGCACGAGAGAGGUUUGCUGAAAACUUCCUUGAAACUAAAUCUCAAAAAGAUGUACCAGGGACUGUGCCUUGGGUUAAAGGGACUGUAGAGUGAAGGUCAGUCAUAGAACACAAUUAAGUCUUUUUAUAAAGUUUGGAAACUUGUUUAAUUGCAGAAAUUUUCUCUCCAAAAGAGUCAGUGGCAUGAGGGAACAGUAUCACAAUUUACCCCCUCAUGAUUCAGAAAUGUGUAAUAAUGUGUGGUUUGCAGCUUUUAAAAAACAUUUUUAAAAACUAAUAAAUAGUGACUGAGUCAAGUUAUGCUGUGAGUGGACUAAAGUUCACAGGGCCCAGAUGAGCUUAUCAGUCUUUGUUAUUUUAUUUUGUCAUUUGCAAGACCCAUGUAAACAAGUAGCCAUAUAAGCAGAAUUCAUGUAACCACUAACUUAAAUGUGCAUUUGUCCUUGUCUCCUUAUAUUCAUUGUUGUAAGAUGCAUAGCAAAGGAAACAUCAAAAGUUUAUAAAAAUAACUCUGACUCUAUGCAUUCUUGUUUAUGCCUUUUAGGACCUAGAUAGAAAAUGUUGAGAAAACAUGGGUAGUGGUGUAUAAAUUUUAUUAUAUUUGAAAUAACCCAAGUAAUACUAUUGAAGAACUAAUGAACAGGUAACGUGUUGUAGAAAACCCGUCUUUCAUUGUUUUCUUCUGUGAAGAAUCUGUUGAUUUGUACUAUAUAUUAAGCAUUUACAUUUGGUUUGUUUCAUAGCUGAAAUAUUUAGAUAUGAACAAUUGAGUACAGUAUUGAAAUAUUCAGUGUGCUGGCAUUUGUAGUUUUGAUAAAUCCCGUUGCUGGCAAUGGAGUUGUGCCAGAAAAAUGUGAUUUCUAUUGCAAAAGAUUACCUAGCCAAGGCCUCAAACUCAAGAUAUUACUGAAAAUGUCUUCAAAUAUAGUGAAAACAUCAUAACAUCAAAAAGAAUGAUUCAUUGAACCAGUAAUUUAAACAUACUGGUCUGCUUUGAACUCGUGACCAGCCGGAAUUUUCCUGUGUAAAUUGGCAGCACAAUAAUGAAAGGAUAACCUCAGAUUUUUGAAGACUGCAGUGCAGCUUUCUGAGUGCAGGUGUCACUGCUCUGCCAGUUAUCACUGUUCUUUUCCUUUCUGUUAACUUUUUCUCAGCUUUUUGCUGGGAAAUCAAUGCUGGAACUGAUCUUUUUUCACAGUAAAUAUAAACUAUAGCUCCUUCAUCUACUAUAAAGAAAUGUCUUCAAGAUAUAGAAAUAGGAAAGGAAAAUUCUGGAAAAAAGUAUGCAAUAGGGAAAAUAAUUCAGAAAGAGAGGUUACCUGUUGGAAUUUCUAGUCUUAAUGGUACAGGGUACUUAGGAAGAAAGGGGGUGUGGAAAGAAAAAUAAAUGUAUUACUGACGAUGAGACAAACAAUUGUCAAGUCACUAAAGGCCUAAGAUGGGAAAAUCAGAGGUCCCGUAACUCCAAAUCUGGAUUAUUUUUCUGUAUCCUUCCUGGCCACUUAUAUACCCUAACACAUACAUACAUAUCUACAUACGACUUGAAGGCAAUAGGAGUGUCAUGCAUUAUUUUCUCUAGAUUAGAAAAAUUACUUAUCUAAAUGUGGUUCUGGUACCAGUGCCCUAUAUAUAGGUAACAAUAUAGCACUCUCAGAGUAAACUUGCUUCUCACUCAUUGGGUUAGUAUACAACUGUCUAUAUAAUAUUUCCAUUUUUAUUAUUAGAUUGCGGAAAACUUUUUUCAUUCUUUUGUUAAGAAAAUGGUAACUUGAAAAUGGUGAGAAAAAUUGAAAUAUAUGUGAUAUUUGCAUUAUUAAAACCCUUUGCAGAUCUAAAGUCUCAGGGCUAUACUAUAUACUGGUUAAAGCACUGAAUAAUGUUUGGUUCUAUUUCUACUUGUGAAAUGAGAAUAAUAUUCAACUCACAUGUUUAUCUUGAAUAGAAAAUAAGAAAAUGUAUAUAAAAGUACUUUGUAAACUGUAAAAGUAGUACAAAUGUGAGCUUCUGUUUGUUUAGAAGCAUAAAUGUGGAUUAUGUACAAUUUGAAUUACACAUAAAAUUGUUUUGUGUCUAAUAUUUAAAAUUAGUUUAUUUACACAGUAUAAAUUUAUUAACUUAA
Messenger RNA from Hippopotamus amphibius kiboko, 4506 nucleotides. It is a transcript of the gene AGGF1, whose product is annotated as angiogenic factor with G-patch and FHA domains 1. The transcript has 14 exons. The record is from RefSeq and is a predicted model, not a curated record. The coding region runs from base 343 to 2481 and encodes 712 amino acids. Gene Ontology annotation, molecular function: nucleic acid binding; protein binding. NCBI's taxonomy places the organism in Eukaryota, Metazoa, Chordata, Mammalia, Artiodactyla, Hippopotamidae.